CGAUGGAAAAUUUAGAAUUAAGCCUGUCAUCACUGGGCACCAUAUCCAGACAUGUUGACAAAAGUCACAACGAACUCAGCCAAUUUUUGUCCAAACAGAUAUGGAGCCAGCAGGACAGGCAGUGUAUUCUGGAGAGUGUGGCCCAGCUGCUGCUGGAGAAGGAUUAUACUUUGCUGAUCGCUCGGCACCUGAGGCCGCUGGUUCUGGACCUGUUGGAGCGCAACGCAGAGAGGGUCAAAGCCGGUGGAAGGAUCAACCAUGACCUCCACGAGCGCCUGUGUGUGGCCCUCAGCAAACUCCUUGGCAUCAGUCCUGAUGCGCAUGCGUUUGCUGCGAGGUACUUCAACGAUGCCCCCCCAGUGUUUCAGCGGCUCUUCUUCACCAGUGAAGAGUCAUCAGCUGUUCAGUACGGCCCCAGGAGGAUGAAGCUGCGUGACCUCAUGGGUGCCACCUUGCGUUUCCUCCAGAGUGACUGUGCCAAGUUUCGAAUGCUCUGGGACUGGAGUCCCUGCGUAUCCCAGCUGCUCACCAGCGAUGUCAUGGUCAGAGGGUACACUGCCCAUUGUUUAGCUCUGGUCUCUCACAUGACUGAUAAUCAGAAAACCAUCUUUCUUAGAAAGGUGCUGUCGAGUGAUGAGAUCCUGCACAUGAAAAUUAGAGCUUUGGAAGAAACUCAGCAGCUGGAGGUAGAAAAAGCCCUGGUUUUAGCCAAUCAGGGCUCUGUGAUGUGGCGCCAGGAAAAGGCUAAUAAGUUUACCAGGGGCCAGGUGGUAUCAGAGGACCUGUCCCAGAAUGUUGUGGCAGUCUGUGGUGUUGUGCUACCCAGGAUAGUUCCUAGGCAGACUGAACAGAGGAACCCAAAAGAUCUGGUGCUGGUGGACUCAACCUGCCGUAAUCUGAGAAGACUGGCAUUGGCUGUGGCUUCCCAGAAGCCCGUGCUGCUUGAGGGUCCUAUUGGAUGCGGCAAAACGGCCCUGGUUGAGUUUAUGGCUGCCGUCACAGGACAUACAAAAGCUACGGAGAUCCUGAAGGUCCAGCUUGGAGAUCAAACUGACAGCAAGAUGCUGCUUGGCAUGUACCGUUGUACUGAUAUACCAGGGAAGUUUGUGUGGCAGCCAGGAACGCUGACACAGGCCGUAUCCAAAGGCCAGUGGAUCCUCCUGGAAGACAUUGACCACGCCCCUCUGGAUGUGAUAUCCGUGCUUCUACCUUUAAUGGAGAAUAAAAAGCUGAUGAUUCCAGGUCGGGAGGAUUGCAUUGAUGUUGCUCCUGGUUUUCAGUUCUUUGCAACAAGAAGGAUGUAUCUCAGUGGUGGCAAUUGGCACAAACCACAGAACUCUCAUGCAGCGCUGCUGGACAAGUACUGGACCAAGCUGCAAAUGGGCAACAUGACACGAGAAGAGCUGAAGAAGGUGCUCAUCAGCAGGUAUCCGAGGCUGACGGUGGUGUCGGAGCGUCUCCUGGAUAUCUACUGCCAGCUGACUGGGGAGAGACACUCUGACCCGGACACUAGCAGCGUUCAGACCCCUGAAGAGAGCCAACAGCACAAGUCUGAGGACAAAGGCACACCGCUGGAGGGGAGAGCCCUGUCGCUGAGGGACCUACUAAAAUGGUGCGAGAGGAUCAGCGCUAACUUUGACAGUACCUCAUCGGCCACAGCACAACAUGUCUUCCAAGAGGCUCUUGACUGCUUCACAGCCAUGCUGUCUCGUCCUGACCGUCGACUGCGAAUGGCCGAGAUCAUCGGAAGCAAGCUCAACAUCUCCAAAGAGAAGGCCCAGCACUUCUGCCAGAUGUAUCAGCCCGGCAUCUCUGUGUCCGAGCUGGAGGCGUCGGUGGGCCGAGUGACGCUGGGUCGAAAGCAGACCGAGGCGGUGCAGCUGAGUGUGGACAACCAGACAUUUGCUGCCACGCGUCCCUCCGCUGUGCUGCUGGAACAGCUGGCAGUGUGUGUAGCCAAAGGGGAGCCUGUUCUCCUGGUGGGAGAGACUGGAACUGGAAAGACUUCCACUGUGCAACACCUGGCCAGAGUCACAGGACACAGGUUGCGGGUUGUGAACAUGAACCAGCAGAGCGACACCGCCGACCUGCUGGGAGGGUACAAGCCAGUAGACCAUAAGCAGAUUUUGCUUCCUCUGCGAGAGGCCUUUGAGGACCUUUUCUCCCAGACAUACUCGAGGAAGCAGAACCUGACCUUCCUGGGUCAUGUGCAGACCUGCUUCAGAGGGAAGCGCUGGCAGGAUCUGCUCAAACUCAUGGACCACGUCUGCAAGUCGGCUCUCACCAAGGAGCUGCAGGAGAAAUCAAACGCUGCCUUGCUGCAGGAGCAGUGGGAGGCAUUGGCUGCCAAACUGAACCAGACCCAGCAGCAGAUCCGAGCCUGUGAGGCGGCCAUGGUCUUCGCCUUUGUGGAGGGAACUUUAGCUCAGGCAGUAAAGAAGGGAAACUGGAUCCUGCUGGAUGAGAUCAACCUGGCAGCAGCCGAGACCCUGGAGUGUUUGAGUGGACUGCUGGAGGGUACCGCCGGGUCUCUGGUGCUGCUGGACCGUGGAGACACUGAGCCCCUGGUCCGCCACCCUGACUUCCGGCUCUUUGCCUGCAUGAACCCGGCUACUGAUGUGGGGAAGAGAAACCUGCCUCUGGGCCUCAGGAACAGGUUUACUGAGCUGUAUGUGGAGGAGCUGGAGAACGAGGGAGACUUGCGGAUUCUGGUUUCAGACUACCUCAAGUCCUUAAAUCCACACAGGACUGUAGUCGGUGGCAUCAUAAGUUUUUACCUGUCCGUACGAAAGGAGGCCAACUCACAUCUGGUUGACGGGACGGGCCACAGACCUCACUACAGCCUGCGUACUCUGUGCAGGGCACUGAAGUAUGUGGCAGUGAACCCCUGCAACAGUGUGCAGCGCUCGCUCUACGAGGGUUUCUGCCUGAGCUUCCUGACUCAGCUGGACAGAAGUUCCCACCCUCUGGUCCAGAAACUGGUGUGUCAGCACAUCCUGAUGGGGAACACCAAGUGUCUCAAACAUCCCAUCCCGGCGCCCUCAGGCCGGCCCUGCGUGGAGAUGGAGGGCUACUGGGUGUCCCAGGGGGAGAUGGAGCCGGCCACGGACCCGAGUUACAUCCUCACCACCUCAGUCAAACUCAACCUCCGCGACCUCGCCAGAGUGGUGUCUGCAGGGACUCACCCGGUGCUGAUCCAGGGAGAGACGUCUGUGGGGAAGACCAGUCUGAUCCGCUGGCUGGCUGCAGCCACGGGGAACCAGUGCGUGAGAAUCAACAACCACGAGCACACUGACAUCCAGGAGUACAUAGGCUGCUACUCAUCAGACGACAAGGGCAAGCUGGUGUUCAAAGAGGGUGUUCUGAUAGAUGCCAUGAGGAAAGGCUAUUGGAUCAUCCUGGAUGAGCUGAAUCUCGCCCCCACUGACGUCUUGGAGGCUCUCAACCGGCUACUCGAUGACAACAGGGAGCUCUUUGUGGCUGAGACACAGGAAGUCAUCAAGGCUCACCCCAGAUUCCUGCUCUUUGCUACCCAGAAUCCCCCUGGUCUCUACGGCGGUAGAAAGGUGCUCUCCAGGGCUUUCAGGAACCGCUUUGUGGAGCUGCACUUUGAUGAGCUGCCCAGUGGAGAGCUGGAGACCAUCCUCCACCAGAGGUGCAGCCUGCCUCCAUCCUACUGCACCAAGCUGGUCAAGGUCAUGCAAGACCUUCAGUCCUUACGCAGGGGAUCAACUGUGUUUGCGGGGAAACAUGGCUUCAUCACCCUCAGAGAUCUGUUCCGCUGGGCAGAUCGCUACAGGCUAGAGGAGCAGACAGACUCCUGUCAGGACUGGCUGCAGCAUUUGGCUGAUGAUGGGUACAUGCUGCUGGCUGGACGUGUGAGGAAGCCGGAGGAAGAGGCCAUCAUCCUUUCCAUCCUGGAGAAGCACUUCAAGAGGACGGUGAACCCUGAAAACCUGUUCUCUCAGAAACAGGUCACCAGCCAGUUCAGUCCCUUCAUCGACAGCAUCGCUGGAGUCCCAGAGGAGUUUCGCCAUGUGGUGUGGACGCACGGCAUGAGAAGACUAGCUGUGCUGGUAGGACGGGCACUUCGAUAUGGGGAGUCUGUCCUGCUUGUUGGAGACACUGGAUGUGGAAAGACAACAAUCUGCCAGCUGUUUGCUGCUUUGGCUGGACAGAAGUUUUUUGCAGUCAACUGUCACCUACACAUGGAGACAUCUGACUUCCUGGGAGGCCUGCGACCCGUCAGACACACACAUCAGACUGAUGGUGAGGACGGCAGGCUGUUUCAGUGGCAUGACGGCCCCUUGGUUCUGGCCAUGAAGGAGGGAGGAGUGUUUCUCAUGGAUGAAAUCUCCCUGGCAGACGACUCAGUGCUGGAGAGACUCAACAGUGUUCUAGAGACAGAGAAGUCCCUCGUGUUAGCAGAGAAGGGCAGCGGGGACAACGACGACGUGGAGCUGAUCGGAGCCGCCGAGGGUUUCCGUCUGGUUGCCACCAUGAAUCCCGGAGGAGACUUUGGCAAGAAGGAGCUCUCUCCUGCCCUCAGGAACCGUUUCACAGAGAUCUGGUGUCCGCAGAGCAACAGCCGCAGUGACCUGGUUCAGAUCAUCCAACACAACCUGCGCUCAGGCCUCUCACUCGAUGGCGGCGACAUCGCAGAGCUGAUGCUGGACUUCAUCGAGUGGCUGACCCAGCAGGACUUCGGCCGCCGCUGCAUCCUGAGCGUCAGAGACAUCCUGUCGUGGGUCUACUUCCUCAAUGUUGUGUGCGAACGGGACGAGGACGGCUUCAUGACCAUGGGAGCCCUGGAGGAUGACGAGGAAGCAGAGUGGGACCUCAGACUGGACACUGUCACCGCCUUUAUCCACGCCGCAUGUCUGGUCUACAUCGACGGCAUUGGCUCCGGGACCACAGCGUCCUGUGCAGACAGCGCCCUCCUGGCACGCCGGCUUUGCCUGGGCUACCUUCAGCAACGACUGAGCAAGAUGACUAAGCUGGACCAGGAGAUGCUGGAGGCCCUGAGAGUCUAUGACAGCAGCCUGCCACGGGAACCCCAGUGGGGCGAUGACUUCUUCGGCAUUGACCCCUUCUACAUUGCUUUAGGGCCUCAGACUGAGAGCCGUGACCUGUCAGAUUACGCCAUCGCAGCGGGCACCACCGCCGUGAAUGCCCAGAGGCUUCUGCGGGCGCUGAAGCUGCAGAGACCUGUGCUGCUGGAGGGCUCACCUGGCGUGGGAAAAACCAGUCUGGUGGCAGCUCUGGCAAAGGCUUCUGGGAACCAUCUGGUCAGAAUCAACCUGUCAGAGCAAACGGAUGUCACUGAUCUGUUUGGAACCGAUCUCCCUGUGGAGGGAGGAAAGGGAGGAGAGUUUGCAUGGCGCGAUGGCCCCCUUUUGGCUGCUUUGAAGGCAGGCCACUGGGUUGUCCUGGACGAGCUGAACCUGGCCUCUCAGUCGGUGCUGGAGGGUCUGAACGCCUGCUUUGAUCACCGAGCAGAGAUCUACAUCCCUGAACUGGGGAUGAGCUUCCAGGUUCAGCAGGAGAAGACCAAGAUCUUUGGCUGCCAGAACCCCUUCACUCAGGGCGGUGGUCGUAAAGGACUUCCCAAAUCCUUCCUCAACAGAUUCACUCAGGUGUUUGUGGACCAACUCACGAGCAAAGACAUGCAGUUCAUAGGAGACGCCAUUUUCACCAGCAUUGAUAAGGAGAUCAUUGCUAAAAUGGUGGAGUUCAAUAACAAGCUUGUCCAGGAGGUGUGUGUGGAGCGGCGGUGGGGUCAGAAAGGAAGUCCCUGGGAGUUCAACCUGCGUGACAUGUUCCGCUGGUGUCAGCUGAUGCAGGCUGACCAGUCCCCAGGAUUUUUCAACCCAGGCCAGCACGUAGCCUUGGUGUAUGCCGACAGGAUGAGAGCGGAGGCUGACAAAGCUCAGGUUCUGUCCGUGUUCAGGAAGGUGUUUGGCGAGGACUUUGAGCCUUACAGCGGCUCCAGACAGUUCCACAUCACUCCACUCAACCUGCAGGUGGGUUUCUCCGUCCUGCAGCGCAGCGGCGGAGCGCCCGUGGCCCUUGACCCUCCACUGUCCAUCACACACCAGGCGCUGCGGCCCCUGGAGUCCCUGAUGAAGUGUGUGGAGAUGGGCUGGAUGACCAUACUGGUGGGCCCCACGGCCAGCGGAAAGACCAGCCUGGCGAGACUGCUGGCUCUGCUGACCGGACACCGCCUCCGGGUCAUGGCCAUGAACAGCGCCAUGGACACCACAGAGCUGCUGGGAGGAUUCGAACAGGUUGACAUCAUGCGGCCGUGGCAACAAGUGCUUGAGAGCGUGGACUACAUAGUCGCCAUGGUAAUAAGGCGGGGCCUGAUGUCGCUGGAUGUCGGCAUCCAGGACACUGAGUUCCUGCUGCAGACGUGGGGUCUGUUCUGCCACUGGCUGAAGGAGGAAGGACUGCAAAGAACCGGGGGGACCAUCACCUCAGAGGCCCUGAACAAGCUGGAGAUCAUCAUCCUCCUCCUGCAGAAACUCAACACCAAGCUCAAAGUGUUCACUGACAUGUCCAAACUGCAGAUGGACUUCACGCUGCUGAAGGAGCGUCUGGCUCAGCUGGAGGACGGCUGGACAAACGGAGGCUUCGAGUGGUUGGACGGUAUGCUGGUCCAGGCUCUGCAGGCUGGUGACUGGCUGCUCAUGGACAAUGUCAACUUCUGCAGCGCCUCCGUCCUGGAUCGCCUCAAUGCUCUGCUGGAGCCUGGUGGAUCACUCACCAUCAACGAACGCGGCGUCAUAGACGGGAAGACCCCCAAAAUCACCCCUCAUCCCAACUUCAGGUUGUUCCUGACCAUGGACCCGGCGCAUGGGGAGCUCUCCCGAGCCAUGAGGAACAGAGGGGUGGAGGUGUACAUUCCAGGGGAACACGAAGGUUCCUGCUGGGACACACUGGACCUGAAGACCCUGCUUCACACUGCAGGGGUGACCGGGGACUGUGUGUGUGAUCUGCUGAUUGAAAUACAUAAAAGCAUCAAAUCUGCCAUUUGGGAUUCCCCCGCCUCUUCAGUGGCCUCCCUGCUCCAUGCCGCCACCCUGCUGUCCUGCCAGCUGCAGCGAGGUGUAGAUUUACCCAGCGCUCUGCAGCAUGCCUGUGGAGAGGCCUACUCACUCUGCCAACGCACCUCCGCCAGCCAAAAGCAAGCCCAACAGGUGAUCGAGCAGCACCUGGCCAUCCUGGACACAGAGGACUGGGGCAGUGGGCUGCUGUGUGCUGGAGUUUGGCCCGACGGCUUCCCCUCUGCCCUCCUCUCCACGGAGGACUCCUGCUUCUCCGCUGUCCUCCGAGACGGACAGGUCCUCUCAUUCUGCCUGAACACCCUCAGCCUGCAGGGCAAACGGAAUCGUCCACUGAGUCUGAGUGACCUGCAGAGGGCUUUGCAGAGCAGUGGUGUCCAUGACGGGCUGAUGUUCUCUGGAGGAGUGGUGGAUCUGGCUGAAGGAGACACCCUGAGGCUGAUCCCCACAGCCGUUAGACUGCUCACUGAGAGAGCCUCUCACGGAGACUGGAUCCUCCGCAGCAGCUGGCUCUCACAUCUGGGGAAGAGCUACAAAUAUGCUCCUGAUCCCGCUCUGGUCCAGGUGGAGGCAGGAAACAGGGCUCUGAAGGCCGUGUUUGGUAGCAAGCUUGCUGCCAAGGGCAAAUCACUAGCAGAGUUGCUCCAGCCUCACAGCAUAGAUGAAUACAGGAUUCUGGUGGACAUGCGAUGGAACAAACAGUACCUGGAUAUUUUGGCUAACAAAUGCAACUUUGAGGACGAGGAAAGAUACAUGGAGUUCCUGGAGGCACUGAACGCAGUUGCAAACAGGAUCGUUCUGAUGAUGGACAGAGAGGAGAGGUCUGUCAUCUGCACCUGUGCUAUCAACCUGUCUGCUCAGAACUGUGCCCUCAGAAUAGCCACGGCCUUCAGCAAAGGGACUGUGGAUAUUGGUCACCUGCCCCACCCAGUGCUGAUGCACCUGCGGACCUUCUUUGACCUGUGGGACUCGUUCACCCUGCAGGCUGUGCAGAGCGGACAGCCCUACAUCUCAGAUCACAUCAUGUUUGAGAUCCUUCAGCUGCUGCAGUGGCUCGAUCGUUUCUGGGAUGUGUGUAGCACACUGCCGGCCGACUCUCAGGGCAUCUCUGUGCUGUCUCUGCACUGGCAGUGGGUGCAGAAACACCUCAUCCUCCGACUGCCCCAUCUGCUGCUGGGAGAAACUGACGCCACAUCUGAAGGUCAACAGGAGCUGCAGGCUGUCUCAGCAGCCAUCCAGACUGUUCUGUCCACCCCGGUGUCUGUGGCCACAGCUCUGAAGGGCAUCCAGAAAACCCUCGGGAAAGCUCUGCCAUUCAAGUUGGAGUCUGUGGCUGAGUGUGCGUCUCGGCUCCGGCUCCUGAGUAAAGCCCUGGAUAUCAGCGAUCUAAGGCUGGACGGCACCACGGGUCAUUUGAGGCAGGAGCUGGUCCGACUUCAGGGGGCCGGGCUCGGGCUGGACAUCAAAGAGAGUCUCCUAGAGGCCUGGGGCCUCGUUCUGCUGGCAAACAACCAGCUGGAUCCACAGAAGUCUGGAGUGUUGGAGAGGUUGGUGUCGAGCGUGGAGCAGCAGCAGCGUCAGAUGACCUCCAGAGGGCUGCUGGAGAUCUGCUCCCUGCCGGAGGGUGAGGAGCCAGAGGAAGGAGUCCACCUGGCCAGAGAGGAGCUGCAGCAGCUCAGCCGCCGGGCUCAGCUCUGGCCCCUGAUGGAGGAACUGGCUGUACUCAACCAGCUGCGACUCAGCACUGACCUGCUGCACCUGGCUCUCUCUCCUGGUGACCAGGAAGCUGAGGACAGCUUGCGUCGAGAACUCUCCAGACACCUGCGCUACUGCCUCCAGUCCACACCGAUGAACGUCAGUCAGCUCCAACCGCUGUGGUUCCUGCUUAGCAGUGACAGGCCGGCCGAGGAGCUGCAGUUUGUUUGGUGUGAGCUGCUAUCAGAGGCUCUGUCUGCCCUGUGGACCAGCAGCGUGACCUCAGACCCCAACCUCUGGCUCAAAUGGGACCCACUGAGUCCCAAGACCCACCUAUCUCCAAAGCUGCACCACGGAGCAGACAAUGUGGGACCAGCCAUACUGAGUAAAGCAGUAUGGUCACGUUGCAUGCUGGGAGUGCUCUGCAACAGUGAGACUGGAGGUCGAUGGGACCCAUCCGGGGCGGCCCUCCUCUCCCUCUCCCAUGUCACCCUGGGGGAGUGGAAGGAGAGGAUCCAGCAGCUGCAGGAUGUGUCUGCUGUGUUGUGGGAUAAUAUGGCCCUCCCUGCACUGGCUGACUUCAGGGGCACAGACUUCAGGCUCCAGGGCGCCGUCUUGCGUCGCCAGCUUCAGAGCAUGGCCGACCUGCUGCCUCCCACUUUGCAGGAGGGCUACAUGGAGAGCUGUGAGAGCCUAGUGGAGGACCCUGACCCUCUGAUAGCUGCCCAGGAGAUCCAGACCAUCUUCAGAGACUUCAUGCCGCCCAAUCUGCUCCCCAACGGCCUGGUGGAGGCCUGCAUCACCUGCCUGCAGCAGUACGUCCAAAGCAAAGUCCAAGGCUCCAACCCACUGGCCCGAUCUGGGGUGUUCUGGGUCAACAUGGGCCUGCUGCAGAUCAAAGUGUGGACACCGCAGACUAUCUUUGAUCCAGCUGUGAAGAGGGCCUACAAACUCAUCUACCUACAGCAGGAGCUGGCUCUGCUGCAGGAGGAGUGGAGAGGACGCAGCCUGUCGUCUCAGCUGGUGACCGGAGCAGAGCUGGAGGAGAGCAGCACCACUGAUGGCUUCCAGCAUCCUCGGAUCAGGUACCUGUGGAUCCGUAUGCAGCAGGUGAAGGAUCAGAUAGCUGAGCUCUCCAGGAAGCAGGCCUGUCGCCCUCAUGAACCUCAGUACGGUCGCCUCUUCCAGGAGCUGCAGCACUACCUGUGCAGCAUCGGCCAGGCGUCGGCUGUGGAAGACCUGUUGUCCCACCUGCUGAAGGCCCUGCAGGGCUCCUCCUCCUCCUCAUCAAGGUCAAGGUCAGCCAUCCAGGGCCUGCUGAAGGAGGAGGCCGUGUGGCAGAACUCCCAGCAGCGCUUCUGCCAGAGGCUUCUGGAGGAUUACCCGAUGUACCCCGAUGUGGUUGGGCCUGUGCGCACCGGCAUCCUCCAGCUUCGGCACGGGAUGCGGCUCGUGGCUUCCCAGGUGGCUGCCUCGCUCACGCCUGUACCCGGUCUGCCCAAGUUGGUGUCCUGCCUGCUGGCCUUCCCCUCCCUGUCCCCCAGCCUGCCAUCCUACCUGGCCCGAGCGGACUUCCUCUGCUCCAGAUCUUGCAUGGACAUUCUGCGCUGCCUGGCGAAGCUUCUGCCCCAGCAGCAAGACCCCGAGCACGUAGUCCCCAAGACCUCCACGCUGCUCCUGAACUCUCUGCUGUAUGUGCAGUGUCACACCCUGUCCACAGGAGAGUUCAGCCCCGAGUCACGCAGCCUCUUCCGACACAUCUGUCAGGCUCUGGUGAACGAGUGGGACGAACAGGAGAGACAAAAGAGAGAGCGAGAGAAGAUGGAAGCCAGUCUGUACCGCAACCGGAGUCGACUGCACGGCUCAGGACUGACUGAGGACGAGCAGGAGGAGAGGGACUUCAGACGGCAGUUCCCUCAGUUCAACAAGGACUUUGAAGACAUCGUGGCCCAGCCAAGUCUAGAGGGCCCAGCUGACUCAGGACUCAAGGAGGAGGAAGAGAACGACCAGGAGGAGUUCAGCGAGAGCAGCUUCCUGUCUGUGUCUUCCAUGAACACAGUGGUCCAGAUCCAUCAGCGCCUGUGUCUGGGAUACGCCCAAUCACUGUGGUACAAGAGCACAAUACCGGCCAAUCACAGCAGAGAACACAUCAAAUCCCUGGUUUCCUCCUAUCAGAUUGCUUCCCCUGUGAUGUCACGCUUCUAUCAUCUUAUGGAGGCUGAACUGGACCAGCAGCUCACAGGCAGUGAACUGCUGCUCUCGGCCCUCCUCCAGAACAGUGUGCAGGGCUCGCCGGGUCCUGAUGGUCUGACAGUCACCUCAGAGGGACCUUAUGACUUCUACCAGCAGCCCAACAUGAGCGAGGCCCGCCACUGUCUUCCUGUCCUGGAGCAGCUGAGUGUGGCCGUGAAGCAGAGACUGGAGGACUGGCCCGAGCACCCAGCUCUAGUACAGCUGACUUUGGUCGUGGAGAGGAUAAAGGCUUUCAGUCUGGCCAGUCCACUGGCCAAGUUCCUCAAUGGGCUGGAGAUCCUGCUCAGCAAAGCACAGGACUGGGAGAAUAACGCCAGCCGGUCAGUCUCUCUGCGGAAGGAACUGGAACCCGUCACCCAGCUCAUUAUCCAGUGGCGCAAACUGGAGCUCAAUUGCUGGUCGAGCAGUCUGGACAACGCGAUGAAGCGGCACACUGAGAAAUCAACCAAACACUGGUUCUCCAUCUACCAGCUCGUAGAGCGAUAUCUUGAAGAACAUAGGACAGAUGCUAAUACAGAUGAGGAGGUGGAGCGCCUCUCCCUGUCCUCAGUGUCCUCCACCCUCCAGGCCUUCAUGGAGGGCUCCACCCUGGGAGAGUUCCACACCCGCUUGGCCACGCUGCUCAGCUUCCACUGCCACCUCCUGCUGAUCCCCAACCAGCCAGGACAUGAGUCAUUGUCCAGUCUGUUGUGGAACCUGCACAAGUACUACAGUCAGUUCUCUGACUGCAUCCAGACCAGGAUCGUUCAGCUCAGACAGCCAAUCGAGAAGGAGCUCAAGGACUUUGUCAAGAUCUCCAAGUGGAACGAUGUCAGUUUCUGGUCCAUCAAACAGUCGGUGGACAAGACACAUAGGACACUCUUCAAGUUUGUCAAGAAGUUGGAGGCGGCUCUGAAUGGUCCGAGUGUUCCCUCUCUGGUGGAACAGGGAAGCAGCGCCGGCUUGGACAGUGUGGACGCCAACCCAGAGGAAACACCCAUCCAUCGGGUUCAUAAGGCACUGAAGAGCGCCCUGCCUGGGAAGGGCAGAGAUCUGCAGCAGGAGGACCCAGAAGAAGGAGUUGAUGCUUCAUCUCUACAGGGACGUCUGCCUGUUCUGUCCAGGAAGAUGAAGAAACUGUGCGUCCAGCUGCUGAAGAAAAACCCAGUGCCUGAGCUGGCUGAAGACCUGGACUGCUUCACUGGCGAGGUCAUCAGCAACCUGCGGGAUCUGCAGAAUCUCACCAUUGACACGUCAGCAGAGAAAGAUAAGCAGAAGUCUGAGGUCAAGCACAUCCUGCAGCAGAAGCAGAGAGCUCUGUCAGAUCUGUUUAAGAUGCUCACAGAAAUAGGUCUGUCGUACCGUAAAGGCCUGACGUGGAACAGGACAGUUGACCCAGAGCAAACCCUCUGUAUGCAGCCGCUGGAGAUGACCACAGCUCUUGCUGCUGUCAGGAACCAGGAGCAGGCCGAGAGCAUGUUGUUUACAGAGUUGCUGACAGCGUGGGAUGGAUGUCAGAAGUACUUCUACCGUUCAUGGGCCAGGAGAACAACCCUGCAGACUGCUCUUCAGCAGGCUGCCAAGGAGCUGGGUCUGGGGAACAUAGAGCGCUGUAGAGGUUUCUCCUCUCACCUUUUCAAGCUGCUCCUCAAGCAGAGGCAACGGCUGGCCAAGCUCACCGAGCAGUGGGUCCAUCUCAGGAGGCUGACAGACAGCGUUCAGGGCCUCAAGGCCGACCUCCAGGGCCACAGUGAGGACGCAGGCUGCGCCCUCCCGCCCCAGGCCUCUCUCCAGGGCUGGGUCAGCAGAGGCCAGGCGCUGGCCGCCCAGUGCGCCACCCUCCUGCAGCAGCUGGCCUGGCUGCUGCAGUGCUGCCCGGAGGACCUCCAGCAGAAGGAGGAGACCAGCAGCUGCAGGCAGCACACCUUGAGGUGUCCGUCCCCGCUGGCAGCGCAGCGCCAACCCCCCGGCUGUCUGAUGCGCAGGGGAGACGCCGCCUGGUGCCAGCUAAACCAGAGCAUGAAUGAAAUGUUGAAGCAGACUCACAGCCUGAAGGCGGAGCUCGACAAUGUGGCGCAGCAGAACUCGGAGAGAGUCCUCCAGACAUGGAACCAUUUUGCCACAUGCUGUUCGGCCUUCGACCAGCUGGGAGCUGUAGCGGCUCAGAUGCCCAGCACGGAGCAGCUCUUCACCCCGGCGGUGUGCGUCGGCGGCGCAGACAGCCAGCCAGCCAUCACCCAGAGCCUGCAGUAUGUCAGAGGACAGGUGGAGGCUAGCAUCACAGAGUUCACCACCUGGAAGACCCAGCUGCUCUCCCUGGGACACCAGCACUCAGAUCAGCAGCCUGCCUUCUGUACUGAGUUCUCUGCUGAGGUGGAGACAAACAUCAACACGGUGCUGUGUGCCGUCCAGACGCUUGUGAAGAGGAGGGAGACGGUGGAAGAAAGACAAAGAGAGCAGCGUGGAGAGAGAGAGGGUGCUGAAGAGGAGGAUGAAGAGCCUGUGGAGGACCUGCUGAAGCCCGGCCACCUGACUCGACUCCUGGAGGAGGAGCUGGCAGCUGAGGUGGAGGCCCUGUGUGUGGGUGAUGUUAGCGGCGGGCUGGAGAGGCUGCUGAGCCAACUGAGGACACACAGAGACUCCUGUCAGCCUCCACAGCUCCAGGAGGUGAACAGAGCGUGCAGGAUGCUGGUGCAUCUGGAGCCUCUGCUGGGGAUUUACACUGACAUGGUGCGUUACUACGUGGCCGUGUCACUGGGAGCACACAGGAGCACAGGCAAACUGCUGUCUGUGCUGGCCAGCAUCUUCACUGAGCUCGCCCAGAAGGGUUUCUGCCUGCCUCAGGACCUGAUGGCUGGUGGAGAUGGAGAAGGUGCCACAGAGUUUCACGACUAUGAGGGCGGAGGAAUAGGAGAGGGCGAGGGCACCAAAGACGUCAGUGACAAGAUUGAGAAUGAAGAUCAGGUGGAGGACACUUUACAGGAGGGUCAGGAAAAGGAAGAAGAGGAGGAUAAAGGGAACAUCAAGGCAGAGGACAACGCUAUCGAGAUGUCAGAGGACUUUGAUGGCCAAAUGCAGGAUGGGGAUGAGAAUGAAGCAGGUGAAGAUGAUGAAUCUGCUAAAGAAGAGGACGAGGAGCUGGAUAAAAAGAUGGGUGAUUUGGGGGAAGGACAGACAGACACUCUGGAUGAGAGAAUGUGGGGAGAUGAUGAGGACGACGAUGAUGAGGAGGAAGGAAGUGACAAGGAAGAAGAGUCCGGCCAGGGCAUGGACGAGGGUGAAUCAGAGCUGGUUGCUAAAGACGACAACUUAGAUGCUGCAGACCCCAACAAAGACAAGAAAAACCAGGACAAAGACGACCAGAUGGACAUGGAGGAGAAAGAGAAAAUCAAUGAACAAGGAGAUGAGCGGGAGUUUGAUGAGAAUGAAGUGGACCCCUACCACGGUCAACAGGACAAGAGGCCGGAGCCCGAGGCCAUGGACCUGCCUGAGGAUCUCAACCUGGACCAGGAGGAAGAGGCUGGAGACGAAGGAGAGGGCGAGGGUGACGAGGAGAAUCCAUUCGACAUUGACGAGAAAGCCAUAGCCCAGGAUGAGAAGGAGGACGGACAGAAAGAUGGAGAGGAGGAGGCGGAGGAUGGAGCAGAGAAGAUGGAGGAGGACCAGAAGGACCAGCCAGGAGAAGAGAACGGCCAGGAGCCCAAGACUGAAGAGGAGGAAAAGGAGGAGGGAGGAGGAGAGAAAGCAGAGGGAGACGAGGAGUGUGCUGAAAAAGACGAAGAAGAGGAGGAGAGAGGACAGGAGGCAGGAAGAGAUGAAGAUCUGACUAUUCCAAAUGACAAAGGACGCGAACCAAAGGAGGAGAAGGACGAGGAAGGAGAGGGUGAGGAUGAGGAGCAGCCCGAGUCAGCUGAGAGGAAGGAGCACAACACAGACGGUCAGACUGGAGAGCAGAACGUUCAGAGUGACACAGCGGUGGAGCUGGCAGGAGAGGCAUCAGAGAGAGACCAAGCUAAAGAGGAGCAUGGGAGCGGAGCCGCUGAUGCCAGCCAAUCAGAGGGCCACCAGUCAAAGCUCACAGCAAGAAUGGCUUCACAGACACAGACGCAGAGCAAGACUCAGAGCUUCAAGAGAAAACCUGGUCAAGCAGACAACGAGCGGUCCACAGGCGACUACAACGAACGUGUCAAUAAGCGUCUGCGUACAGUGGAGAACAGUACAGAUUGCGCCGAUGACAGCAGGCAGAGCGAUGCCCAGAAGGAGUCAGACCUGUACGAACAUAUCAAACAGGGAGAGACGGCCUACGACACUCAGACAUACGAUGUUGCCAGUGCAGACCAGCAGAAAGCGGCAGGACCUCACCAGGACCAGGAUGAUCAGAAUGAUGAGGAUGUCGCCAUGGAAACAGAUAAACAGGAAGAGGACCUCCAGGCUGCUGAGAUCCAGGAGCUGAAGCCUGAGCAGCUGGACUCUAGCAAGGCCUCCCAGAAAGGUAUAGACAGCGGGGAGAUGGAGGUGGAGGUGCAGAAGCAGGGAGAGGAAGAGGAGAGGUGGAGGGACAGACGAAAUCCCAGAGAAGAAGAGCGAGCAGACAGACGUACCGAAUCCACAAUUCACACAGUUCCUGAUCUGCUGUCGGACACCAUGCAGGAAGCAGAGAGCGACCCAGAGGAGAUCAGGAGGCAGAUGGAGCUGCAGCUGGAGGCCUGGCACAAACUGGCUCCAGGAACUCAGGAGGAGGAGAGUGCAGCCGCUUCCAUGUGGCACCAGUACCAGACUCUGACCUCAGCUCUGUCCCAGCAGCUGUGUGAGCAGCUCCGCCUCAUCCUGGAGCCCACGCAGGCCGCCAAACUCAAAGGUGAUUACCGCACAGGGAAGCGUCUGAACAUGAGGAAGGUCAUCCCUUACAUCGCCAGUCAGUUCCGCAAGGACAAGAUCUGGCUGAGGAGGACCAAGCCCAGCAAGAGAGAGUACCAGAUCUGUCUGGCUGUGGACGACUCCUCCAGCAUGGUGGACAACCACUCUAAACAGCUGGCGUUUGAAUCCCUCUCAGUGAUCAUCAACGCUCUCACUCUGCUGGAGGUGGGACAGGUGUCUGUGUGCAGUUUUGGCGAGCAGGUGCAGCUGCUCCACCCCUUCCAGCAGCAGUUCAACGAUGACUCAGGGGCUCGGAUCCUCAGACUCUGUCAGUUCCAGCAGAAGAAGACCCGAAUAGCACAGUUUAUGGACACCUCAACAAAUAUGUUUCUGGCAGCACGACAGCAGAUUCCUGGUUCUCUAAAUUCAGACACAGCCCAGCUGCUGGUCAUCGUAUCCGACGGCAGGGGUUUGUUCCUGGAAGGGAAGGAGCGGGUGAUGGCAGCUGUGCGGGCUGCACGCAGCGCAAAUGUGUUCAUCAUUUUCGUGGUGCUCGACAACCCCAACUCUCGGGACUCCAUCCUGGACAUCAAGGUGCCCAUAUUCAAAGGGCCUGGAGAGCUGCCAGAGAUCCGCUCCUACAUGGAAGAGUUCCCAUUCCCCUUCUACGUCAUCCUGCGAGACGUCAAUGCCUUGCCGGAGACCCUGAGCGACGCACUCAGACAGUGGUUUGAACUUGUCACUGCAGCCGACCAGUAGACCAAUGAGAAGCCAUCUUUCACAGGAAGGGAGAAGUGGACAGCAACCAACUGCACAAUGCCACUCUGCUGCCAGCCUCUCAGCCACAACAACAACAAAAAAAGGACUCAAACGUAAAAAAAAAAGACGGAUUUGCCGCUGUACAUGUGCCUUUAUUUUCUUAUUUUUACUGUAGAUUUUAGUAGAGUUUGAUAGAAACCUUCGCUGUUUUGUCUUUAUCAAGGGAAUCCUCAGUUUCUUUUGUAAUGUAAUGAGGAUUGCUUUAACUUGCACGUCUGAGAUAAAAUGAUAAACAAAAAUGUGAUUCCCUUUCGUGUGAAACACCUCAGUGAAGAGUCAGUAAAUACCUCUGUCCCCCUUGUACUAUAGACCUGAAAUCAUGUUUGUGUGGAUGUUAUAGUCAGUGUUAAAAAGGUCAUCAACUCAUUCAUCUUCAAUAUGAACACAACAACAGAUGUACAGAGCUGACACAGGAGAGUGGUUGGAUUGUGUUUGAACAGAACCCUUCCUAGCUUCAUGACCUAACAGUAGCAUGUUGAUGUGGUCAUGAAUGACAUUAGAAGAGACUCAAAAAUGUGCCUUGGAGACGAGAAGAGUAUUGCAUCUCACUUCACACCUGAAUCAGCUGUCGGGGUGAUGAUCAGAGGCGCCGUCACAGCUCUGUUCUGAGGAAUUAGAGACACAUAUCUGCUGAUCUUCCACCCAUACUGUUUGACUUCUGCUAAACGAGAGCUCGGAGCUCAUGACCGUGUCCCAUAGGAGUAGGUGUCGAUGAAAUGUUUAUUAUCGACUCUGUUUUGUAACGUGGACUGACAUGUAAACGAACAUUGGUCAUAUUUAAGAGGUUGUUUCUUCAUUGCAUCCGUCUGUUCAACCAUGACAUGAAGGAUCCUGACAAUAAACAGCUUACAAGGCUUUUCAUGGCAAUCAUCUUGUAUUGACAUUUCCA
This is a messenger RNA of Anoplopoma fimbria (sablefish), 17556 nucleotides long. It is a transcript of the gene mdn1, whose product is annotated as midasin AAA ATPase 1. The record is from RefSeq and is a predicted model, not a curated record. Gene Ontology annotation, molecular function: ATP hydrolysis activity; ATP binding. NCBI's taxonomy places the organism in Eukaryota, Metazoa, Chordata, Actinopteri, Perciformes, Anoplopomatidae. Gene Ontology annotation, biological process: ribosomal large subunit assembly; rRNA processing. The coding region runs from base 3 to 16607 and encodes 5534 amino acids. The transcript has 102 exons. Gene Ontology annotation, cellular component: nucleus; preribosome, large subunit precursor.